GAGUUACCGGUUGUGGACAUCAGUAGCAAUAACUGGAAGGGAGUGACAAUCGCUGUGAUGGUAAUCCUCGCCAUAUGCGGUGCCAUCGCAUCAUCCGUUGUACUCAUAAACCCAGACAUACAAACUAAAUUCAGCCAAAAGACUAACAGAGAGAAGUUACAACUGGAUCAGGUAUUGCAGGGGGUGUUCAGUCCGAGUGCUUUCAACGGCACCUGGAUCAGCGAUCACGAGCUCAUGUAUCGCGACGUUUCGGGGGAUUUAGUGAUACUCGACUUGAAUACCUUACCACUCAAUCCGCAACCAUUAGUACACAAUCAACUCUUUAGACACACAUAUAUCGCCAAACAUCUCAUUUAUAACAUCGCCACCGAAGAGACAGUACCUCUCACUGCACCCAACGAUAAGAGCCAAACAGAGCUACAGUUUGCCGGUUGGGGUCCAAAGGAAAACAGCUCUCAAAUCGUAUUCAUCGCCAAAAACACGAUCUAUUAUCAGGAAAGCGCUCUCGAGGCCGACCCUAAAGUCAUCGUCAAUAGUAUUGGCGACGAUAUAUACAAUGGUAUUCCCGAUUGGGUGUACGAGGAGGAGGUGUUGGCGUCGAGUAGUGCCCUUUGGUGGGCACCCGACGGAUCCAAACUGUGUUUCGCACAAUUCAACGACACCCGAGUCGAUGUCAUGUCGUACCCCUGGUAUGGCACCGGCAUUGACGCCUCAAACCUCUAUACAAAGACUAUU
This is a messenger RNA of Oppiella nova, 735 nucleotides long. NCBI's taxonomy places the organism in Eukaryota, Metazoa, Arthropoda, Arachnida, Sarcoptiformes, Oppiidae. The record is from the annotation of a GenBank genome assembly.